CUUUCCCUCUCUUUUUGCAGCCUCUCUCUGUCCUGCUUUGCAGCCGCAACUGCAUCUUUCCUGCGCUGCUGUCUGUCGCGUGAUCACAUCGUCAUGGGCCCUCGCAAGCCAUGGGUUGGCGGCAACUGGAAGUGCAACGGCACCAAGGCGUCGAUAGAGGCCCUCUGUGAGACACUCAACAAGGCCGAAUUCAACCCCGAGCAGAUCGGUGCGCCAAAGGGCAGAGAUCUGUGGGUGGGUGGGUGUGCUGUGCUGGAGUGGUGGGGGUGGUGCAUGCCUGCCGUCCCGCUGCAUUGCUGGGGGUGUGGUGUGUUGGUGCAGAUGUGGUGAUAGCUCCCGUGUCGCUCCACAUCCACAUGGUCAAGGAGAAGCUCAAGGCUGGCUUCAAGGUCUGCACCCAGAACGUGUCCAAGACCGGCAUGGGCGCAUACACCGGAGAGAUCGCGUACGGGCGCAUUCACACGGCGAGGGAGAGAGAGAGAGAGAGCCCAGCUGUCUGUCUGUAUGCCCUCUUUCAUCCUUCAUUCUCCGUGUGUGUGCGUGUGUGUGUGUGUGUUUGUCUUGGUUGGUUGGUUGGGGCAGUGUGGAUCAUAUCAAGGAUUUCGGUCUCGAAUGGACGCUCAUCGGCCACUCGGAGCGACGACAGUACUACGGCGAGACAGACGAGGUGGGAAACACCGCCGCAACGUCAUGAUGGAGUGCAAACUCUGCUGGUGUCCGUGUGUGUGUGUAGGUCGUCGCUGACAAAGUGGACAUCUGUCAGAAGGCGGGCCUCUGCACGGCGGUGAGCAUAAGGAUAACCCUGCCCGCCUGUGUGUGUGCGCGUGCCUCCGUCAGUGCACUAUAUACGGUGUGUAUGUGUGUGGCUUGCUUGGUGUCCUUCCUGCAGGUGUGCAUUGGCGAGAUGCUCGACGAGCGCAAGGCCGGCAAGACCACCGACGUCGUCAAGAAGCAAAUCGAGGCCUUCAUCCGUACGCACACACGCAGCCGCCUGACACACCUAACUGCACGUGUAUGUGGAUGUGUGUGUGUGUGUGUGUUGGCGGUUCACUCCCUGACAUCACAGCCAAGGUGACUGACUGGUCGAAGAUCAUGAUAGCCUACGAGCCGGUGUGGGCCAUCGGCACGGGAGUGGUCGCCACGCCCGAACAGGCGCAGGAGACCCAUGCGGUCAGUCAGUGAGUGAGACCACCAGUUACCGCGACGGGUGUGUGUUGAUAUCUUCCUCCCUCCAUCCCUCCUCCCUCCCUCUCGCAUCGGUCCGAUCGUUGGUCUGUCAGGCCAUCCGCAAGAUUUUGAAGGAGAAGGUGUCUGCUGAGGUAGCCGAGUCGACCCGCAUCGCAUACGGAGGUCAGUACAUCCACAGCUGUGAUGGAUGUGCCACACCGCACCGGCUCACACAGCCCAGCCAAUCACACCACACCACACACGGCUUGGCUUCUCCCCACAUAUAUAUCUCUGUGUGCGUCACGUCAUGGCGUGUCGUGCAGGUAGUGUGAGUGACAGCAACUGCAACACGCUCAUCGGCCUCGAGGACGUCGACGGAUUCCUGGUCAGUCAGUCUGUGUGUGCGUAUGUCAGCCAGUGGCCGGCAGAAACACCUCUCACCUGCAUGUCUUGUGCUGUGCUGUGCUGCUGCUGGUGUGUGUGUGUGUGUGUGUGUGUGUGUGUGUCAGGUCGGCGGCGCCUCCCUCAAGCCGGCGUUCCUCGACAUCAUCAAGUCCGCACUCUGAAGAGGAGAUUGACAUAGAUCGCUGACACGGCAGAAAGAGGACAGGAUUCGAUUCAUUUCUCGACCCAUCUCACCUCACCCGUCAGUCAGUCACCCCUCCACAGUUUUCGUCGUAUGAUUCCAUCGUAGCAAGCACCGUUGGCACAUAUGAGAUACACCGCCCCAUGUGUGUGGCUGGCUGUCGGCUGCCCGACUCACUGACUCACUCACUGACUCACUGACUGACCGCUCUACAUAUCUAUCACGAUCGAUGUGAUGGCAUGGCUGCCUCAGGACGUCAGGGAGGGGCAGACAGGACAGGAGGCCACAGAACGGAGAGAGAGGGGCGAGAAGGGUGGACGGUGCGGUGCGCUGUGUUGUGUCGUUUGGUGUUCCAUGUUUGACAGAUGGGAUGGAAUGGCAUGCUGCACGGCCGCUGAGUUUUGUUGUCUGUCUGUGAGUGGGUGUUGCCUGAUUGAUUGAAUGCCCCCGUCUGUCACGUCACGUCACGUCGUGUGGCAGAUUUUUCUUCUCGUUGUGGUGGAGUGUGGUGUGGUGUGGUCGAUUGCAUUGCACCAGCUGGUGGCAGCCAGAGAUAUGCAGAUGGGACGUCAGUCACGUCGGGCGAUAUGUGCGAUGAUCGAUGCACUGAGUGAGUGAGUGAGACAUCUCGAUGAUGGGUGAAGGAAUGACUGAUCAAUGAAGGGCGUACCGACCC
Messenger RNA from Vitrella brassicaformis, 2429 nucleotides. NCBI's taxonomy places the organism in Eukaryota, Vitrellaceae. The record is from the annotation of a GenBank genome assembly.